Actinia tenebrosa (Australian red waratah sea anemone) is the source of this 6851-nucleotide messenger RNA. RefSeq lists its product as uncharacterized. Gene Ontology annotation, molecular function: ATP binding; microtubule binding; microtubule motor activity. Gene Ontology annotation, biological process: microtubule-based movement. The record is from RefSeq and is a predicted model, not a curated record. Lineage: Eukaryota; Metazoa; Cnidaria; Anthozoa; Actiniaria; Actiniidae.
GAACGGUUGGUAGGCCCUUCAGCUAAAAUAUCAAGACGUUUUGAUCAUUCUUCGUGCGAUUACGUAGCCUUCUGAGAUCAAGGCAUGUAGUAUAGUGAGUCAACGGUUUAUGCUUUAUGCGGUGCCUUGGCAGUGACAACACACGGUUUCCAAGUCUUAUGGCUGAAAUGCGCCCGUCAGGCAUCCAGCCUGCACAAGCUCCAUGGGUUCCCCCUUGCGCUCAGACUGUACAAGCAGGAGGAGUUUGGUGUGAAAAAUGUAACAACAGGCUUGUAGAACUCAAGCGCCAGGUCCUUCGUCUGAUUCUUCCAGAGAUUCAGAGCUUUUUCCACAGUGGAACCACACCAAACACUGGUUCCUUGUCAUCUCGUAUCUUCAGUCAAAUUGGCCUCCCUGAAUCGCAUCUCAAGUCAUGGCACGCUGACCAGUGUCAGGUCUGUUCGACUCAUCUCAACCAAUUAAAAUGGGAAGCCGUUUCCAUGGUGCACACCCUUGAAGAAUCUCAAUUCCUCGCCUAUUAUAACAUACCUGGAUACGUCGUUGGACCUAACGCUCAGCAGGUUUUGAGAAAAAUGGAAAAACAGCGGCCCCCUGUUAAUGUGGUUACCGCUGAACAAAGUGAUCGUGGGCUCGUAUGUGCUCGACCGGAAGACGCGGCAUCUUCGUCGUCUUUUUUACACAGGGCUGCACAGAAACUGAAUUUGUCAUCGAAGAAGAAGGUCAAGCGAAACCACAAAGAUGGUCCCCAGACCAGCGAUGUUCCCCAAACCAGACAUGCGCAAAAGGAAACGUCACCGUAUCCAUUCCCGACCAAGUUUAAGGAAGUUUUACGAUCGUCCAGUCCUACAGUACCAGCAGCGCUACAGAAGACUAGUCCAAAACGAAGAGAUGGAAAGGUGAAGGUAAUGUUACGAAUAUGUCCAAGUUUUAUCGGCGAAUCAGCAUCAGUUAUGAAAGUCGAUACAAAGCGAAAACAAAUCACUCUCUACGACCCAAGCACGGCCACUCACGUAUCAACAGCUAAGCGCAAGAUGGGCGUAGCGGCUCCUAAGAUAUUUGCCUUUGACGCUAUCUACGAAGCCAGUGCUAAACAGAGUGACGUUUGUUCGGGAACCUUAGUGGAUAUCCUGCAGACUGUAGUUGGUGGUUCAGAUGCUUGUGUAUUCACUUACGGACACGCGGGAUUAGGAAAGACGUACUCUAUGAUUGGACGGGACGAGAAUGACCAGACACUAGGCAUCUUACCAUCAGCACUAUCAUGGCUUUUUCGUCUCAUUAACGAACAGAAACAAAAAACAGGUACAAAAUUCUCGGUUCGCGUCUCAGCCGUCGAAAUUGUUGGGCGAUCAGAAAACUGGAGAGAUUUGCUGGCAUCCGCUACCACAGGGACAGAUAAUGGCAGUAACGAGACACCAAGUCCAAGCGAGUUCCUUAGAGAUGACAGGACUGAAGGAGUACAGCUGAUGAACCCAUCUGAGCUACGAGCUUCGUCUGCAGAGAAGGCUGCUUUCUACUUAGACGCAGCACUCGCCGCAAGAACGAGAUCGUCAACAGAAAAACCUUCAGUAGACGGAGGCCUCGAAAAAGACGAAACAAGAAAUUCACACAUGUUUUUUACGGUUCACAUUUACCAAGUAGAGAAACAUUCCAAAAACAGUAAAGUGCAUGGUGGAAGAUCGCGUCUACAUCUAAUCGACCUCGCCAGCUGUGAGGGAUACACUGGGUCCAAGAAAGACAGUGGUGCCAGUAGCAUGUCUAUAGCAGGCCUUGGAAAUGUUAUUAUUGCUCUGAUUAACGGUGCAAAACAUCUACCCCACAAGGGAAGUAAAAUAACCCGUAUGUUACAGGAGUCGAUUGGUAACCCCUCAUGUCGUACCACCAUGAUAGCACACGUAUCACCAUCGCUACCAUUCUACGCCGAGACCUUAGGAAUCGCUCAGUUGGCGUCACGACUACACAGACUCAGGAAGAGAAAGGGAAAGGGAUCAAGCACGAGUUCUUCUGGUGGAGAAAGUUCAUGUGACGAAUCAAGAAUACGAAAACCACGUCUACGAACAGCAGAACCCAAACUCCGCACCACAGCUAUCCCAAAUAGACUCCGAGAAGAUACACGAGAAGAGGCGGAGAACUCGGAUUAUAACUCAAGCACGGGGGAAGAAUCAUGUGAUACAGUAAUCUAUGUUGGUCCUGAUGGAGAACUGAGUGAUAGAGAUCUUACAGACCACGAGGGACCGCCAUCUAUUCAUCAUUAUAAGACAAGUCCGUUGGCUAAAGGGAAGUCACCGUGGGAAGAAUGUGAAACCACGAGGUCGCUGAAGAGAAAGCUGGAAGCUAUUGAGAACCCUGACCAGGAAGACGACGAGGAAACAGAGGGCAGAGAAACACCAAUUGCAACAAAAGAAAGGGAAGAAAUAAAUGAAGAGGAAAUCUUGACCGAAGAGCGAGAACCGGAAGAAAAAGCAGCAGAAAUUAAUGAAAUAAAUGAAACUGUGCAGACGACAGACGAAACACAAGAGUUGAAUUUUGUAGAGGAAAUAGAGGAGGAAGAAGAGGAAGAAGAAGAGGAAGAAAGAGAAGAAGCGGAAGAAGAAAAAGAAGAUGAGAAUAAAGUUGAUGUUGCAGAAAACACACCAGAUUGCUCCCAACAAAACAAAGAAGACGCUUCUCAGGAAUUAGACACUUUUGACGACGAUUAUUUCGAAGAACUAAGAGAGCUGGAGUUUUUGGACCAAACUCUGGACAAAAACCUCGUGCACUCGGACGAGGAAUUUGAACUUCAAGAGAAAGAUUUUUUGCCCAAUUUUACUGAAAACCCAAGCUUUCUUUCAGAGGAUCUUAGCUUUCUACCGUCGAGACACGUAUUAUCAGAUAUACAACUGAAGGAAACUGCUAAAUAUGCACUAAGCAAGGCUGAAUGUCUGUUGGAAGUCGAGUCAGAUAAUAUCGAGGCGUUAGAGGACUGGAACGAGGCUGCAGCUGAUGUAGCUGCAAUCAUAAAGUACCAUAAACAAUUAACCAGUAAAAGUAUUCAGGGUGAUGGGUACCCUGUAGACCAAUCGCUAUCAAAAUCCAUCAAAAAAAGUCACACAUCAAAGUCCAGUAGUUCAGAUGCCUCAUCUUCAGACGCUGAGAGCAUUGUCCUUCCAGAGAAACCAUGUUUUUCAUUCAUGACCUGUGACGCUGUGAACGUCGACGAUAAUGAACCAAAAACCACUGGGAAAAGACUUUCUGGUAGCUUUAUUAAGAUAAAAGGUGAUGUUGGCUUAGGCUAUCGGCCCGAUGUUACCGCCAAGCUCGUUGAGGCGUGUCAACCUGAGGGAUUCUUCUCUCAGGAUGGAGGAGCUUGCUAUGUAGUAGAGGAACAUCACAGUCCAGAUGAGCUCUAUUAUGACGACACUGAACUGAUCUGGGGCGAGAAGGAGGACGACCUGAGGACUGUUACUGUACUGUAUCUAGAUGAACGUGGACAAGGCAUUGAGAAAGAGGUCAAAAAAGCACUCUCUGAGGAAAUGCUCUUCCCAGACUUGGAUCAAAAGCUCUAUGACGUGAAUUUAGUCUGUGAUGGACGGGAGUCUGAAAUCUCGUUCAAAAUGGAAGGUUCUACAGAUAGUUUCGAUUCUGACCCUGACCUUCCUCCAAGAUCUCCCGCCAUGGACACCCCAAUGAAACUCUUUUAUCACCUAGUCCCAUCGCCUCAAUCUUCCUCCAAUGAAGAGCUAGACGAAAGUCAAUCCUCGAAAGCCAAGCUAAUGGCUGCUAAGUCACUCUCUCCUAUACAAGAAUGCCCUUCAAGAGAAUCAAGUCUGAACAGGUCGUCGGACAGUCUAAAUAUUCAAAGUCUGCGGGAUCAGAAUUAUAAUGUUGUCAACACUUCAGAAUUAGGCAACGGUCGUAAAGUAGAAACGAAUGAGAGAGAAAUCACUUCACCACCUGCUAAAUACUUUAGAACAGUGGAACAUGAACAAAAUGGAAAUCCAACGAAGCCGGGGAAUAGUCCACCGCAGAAGUACGAUGCUUGUUCGAUGCUUCAAAGGUUUGUUGCGGACCAGAUAAUGGAAAGUCAAGCUGCAAGCCAACUCACUCGGCCCAAACCACAGCAACCAGUCGGUACAAACCGAGUUACGCCAACACGAGGUAACAGGCGUUGCCGUGUCAUAUCCCCUAACGAUCCUUCAAGCCAGGACAUCUUGAUCCCACCGCUGACACCACACAGACGAUCAGUGACGGAUCGAGCGCGAGUUAUUCGCUCCCCAAAACUAGGCGUACAGCGUGAGAGGGAAUACGGAAGUGAUGUAGUAAGUUAUAGAAGAGACUAUCAGGAUGAUUCUAGUGAUAGCUCGCUGACGACCAGAACAGAGCCGUGGAAUCCUGUCAGGCCAAGACCGUUGUUUCCUCCUCAUCAAGUAAAGCAAAGUAUUAUUACAAACGUUACGUUUCUUGGGAGCGAAGAAGCUACCUUGUCGAACACUCACACCAAGGUGGUAUCCGUAGAAGACCUGAAGGAAGCUGAAGAUGAAAUCCGUCACAGUCAAGAACUCGACAAAGAAAACUGUGACAGAGUGAACUAUAGCCAAGAGGAUAACGCAAGAAGAAGUCGAGAAGCAAAAAAGAACCAGGAAUUUGGUUAUCAAAGCGAACCUGAGGUCUGCAGAAAUAAAAACUCCAAUCGAAAACAAAAACACAAGCGAGAUGAACGAGGUUACGUCAGCGAAGGAGAAGGAAAACUCUCGAAGACCAAAUGCGACAGGUCGAACAGUUUCGUACGACUAACAUACCAAGGAUCUGAAGUGUCUGGAAGUGAGGCCGAAGUAAGACGACCUCGUCUGCACCAGAGCGAGCCACAUGUUGGUCGCUAUGGAAACCUUAAACGUCCGUCAAUCAGCAGAGAAGCUAUAGAUCCCAAGACACCGUAUGCACCACAGAAAGACUUCAAGGUUCGUCAAGGACAGCGUCGUUCAUUACCCAAGAUUAUCUACAGGUUUUCAGGAGAAUAUGGUGCCGUUGUCACUACUGCUGGCGCUACCACAGGCUACCCACGACCCGUAUUGUCAUACUCAGUUGAAGGUAUGCACAACACAUCGUCAAGUAGACUUGGAUCCACGAGUACUGUUAAUAGUAAUGGUCUGACGCUAGCCAAGAGUAACAGCAGGGUAUGGGUGAUGACUGAUCCGCCAACAUCUUGUGAGGAGAUGACAGCUGAUGAACAGUCGGUACCAGGAACGCCCGUAUGUGCGUCACGUGGGAGGAGGCUGAACAAGCUACGGCUCUUCAGUCGUGACAGAGGUAGCAGCUACAGCAGCGGACAUGCGAGUGACAGCAGUGUGAACGACAGCCCGGGACCACGAAAGAGCAGACUUAACAGCUUGCGACGAUCCAAAUCUGUAUCGAAUCGAUCAGAUGCAGCCAGCAGUAGUGGCUACGAAAGCAUGCGCAAUGACACGAGUCAUGCAUCCAGUGAUAGCUGCAGUGAGAGGGGCUCCAGUAAAAAGAAGAAAAAGAGAGGUUUACACAAGCGCAGUAAUUCAGCUCCCCCAUCAAAUCGUCGUCGGUCAAGAUCCCCUCGUCGUUGGUUUAGCCGGAAGUCACUUGACGACCCUAUCGAGAUCAAGGUCUAUCACGUGGAUGAUAUGGAUAAACUGCAAAAAUUCAUGAGAUCCGAGUCAGAGCUGAAGGGAUGUUCCCCGUUGAUGAUCCUCGCCUCGCACAAGCCCUUGAAAUGGAGAACGUCAUGUUGGAGAAAAGAAUCAAUACCUGUAAAUCAAAGCUAAUGAUGGUCACCUCGUUUGAUGUCAUUGUCACCGAAGUUUAAAUCAUGCAUGUGUGGUGAAGACCAAGCUAAAUGUGAUGGGAAAAUGAACGAAGAGGUAGCUGGGAAAAUAAUGGAAAAAUUGAACAUGUCCUAUAAAUCGUCAAUGUUACUCACCUUCGAUUAUGGAAUAAGAAGUGUAAAAUAUCAAUGUAUAUAAUGGUGAAAUGAUGAAGAUGGUCAAUAAUGAUGUUACUCACCUUUGAGUAUGGAAUAGGAAGUGUAAAAUAUCAAUAUAUAUAAUGGUGAAAUGAUGAACAUGGUCAAUGAUGGUACUCACUCACAUAUAAUGAUCAAAUAAUAAAGAUGGUCAAUAUUACCGUACCGCAAGUAUCGCAAGUACAUGGAACAUAUGGCAGAGGGUGCAUGAGAGUACGAUAUUAGAAUAAAUAGCGCCCAAAAUCACAGUCUUUGAGAUAAUUACAAGCGCUGGAUUCAGUCGAAGUGUGCAAUAUGAAAGAAAUAGAUUAGUGGUACUUUCUUCGGAAUAUUUCUUUCUCUACCGUCGCUCGUGCUCGUUAGCGGCAAAAACGACAAAGUGUGCUGUAUUUUGAUUACUCCAUUAGUCACGUGCCGAGUUGUCGGUGAUGUCGGACAUCAUCGAAAGAAUGUACCUGGAAUAAACUCAUGUCAAAAUACAGUAAAGUUGUCAAAGUCUCUGCUUGGAGUCUACCAUAAUCAACAGAAACACUUAAAUCAGUUUUUUUUAAUUCAAUGUCUCACUAUAAACGUUUUUCUGGAUCGAUAACAACGAUGCUUAAAAUGUGUCGCAAUUCUAARCUUUUUAUUAACGGUCCUAUUUAUUUUCGUACAGGAAUUUCAGUGAUAGUUAUUUUAUAUUAGUAAUGUCGAUAAUCUAAUCUAAGAUCUUUGAAACGCCACAUAAAUGGUCACUGACUUUCAUCCAAUUUAAGGCCAUAGACCACGAUACACCACGUUCGCCAUCGUAGAAAAGGACUAUGCACACCACAAAGAUAUAUUUUAAGAUAUUUUUAAAUGGAAAAGUCAAAUUUAUAAUGUUAAUAAAUUCAAUGGUUUUAUAAAA